Molecule: messenger RNA, 675 nt
Organism: Sphenostylis stenocarpa
Lineage: Eukaryota; Viridiplantae; Streptophyta; Magnoliopsida; Fabales; Fabaceae
Source: the annotation of a GenBank genome assembly
AUGGCUGCUUCUUCUUCCUCCCUCACAGUGGACAUCAAAGACUUCUCUCACUCAUCUGGUGAGAUCCAUGUAAUUGUGGGCCCCAUGUUUGCUGGCAAGACCACUGCCCUUCUUCGUCGUAUCAAAUCGGAGCGCAACGCUGGCAGGAAUGUGGUGAUGUUGAAGUCGAGCAAGGAUACAAGAUAUGCAACUGACUCGGUUGUUACACACGAUGGGAUUAAAUUUCCUUGUUGGGCGAUACCAGAUCUGUUGUCUUUCAGAGAAAAGUUUGGCAAGGAUGCUUAUGAGAAGUUGGAUGCGAUUGGCAUAGACGAGGCUCAAUUUUUCGAGGACAUAUAUGAGUUUUGCUGUAAGGCUGCUGAUGAAGAUGGUAAAACCAUAAUUGUUGCAGGCCUGGAUGGUGAUUACUUAAGGAGAAGCUUUGGCUCGGUGCUUCACAUAAUUCCUCUUGCUGAUUCUGUGACCAAGUUAACAGCUCGUUGCGAACUAUGCGGAAAACGUGCGUUUUUCACCUUGAGGAAGACAGAGCACAAAGAGACUGAACUGAUUGGUGGGGCUGAUGUCUAUAUGCCCGUUUGUCGCCUAGACUACAUGAACAGCCAGGUUGCUGAGAAAAGUGUUCUCCAAUCUCUGGCUGUUAAAGCUGAUUCCCUUGAGCCAGCUACAGAUGUUUAA